Molecule: messenger RNA, 450 nt
Organism: Oppiella nova
Lineage: Eukaryota; Metazoa; Arthropoda; Arachnida; Sarcoptiformes; Oppiidae
Source: the annotation of a GenBank genome assembly
AUGAUUAUCGGAACCGAUUCCAAGUCUUCAUCCUUAAGAGUGGGAAAAUUCAAUUUAGUAGAUUUGGCCGGUUCUGAGAGACAGUCCAAGACUGGAACCACUGGCGAUCGGCUCAAAGAGGCCGCAAAAAUUAAUUUAUCGCUCACCUCCUUAUCACUUGUGAUCGCAGCCCUUACCGACUCAAAGGCCACUCAUAUUCCUUAUCGAAACUCAAAACUAACUCGAAUUUUAUCUGAUUCUUUGGGUGGCAAUUCUAAAACACUACUCAUUGCUUGUAUUGGACCGGCAAAAGUGAAUAUAGAGGAGAGUGUGAGUACAUUGAGGUUUGCGUCCACUACUAAACACAUCAAAAACAAAGCCGUCAUCAAUGAAGACGCAAAGGAUGCUCUUCUGAGACGUUUUCAGCAGCAAAUCGAUGAACUCAGACAUCAACUCGAGUUGGAAGCAGAG